Messenger RNA from Cajanus cajan (pigeon pea), 1807 nucleotides. RefSeq names its product cytochrome P450 72A68. Lineage: Eukaryota; Viridiplantae; Streptophyta; Magnoliopsida; Fabales; Fabaceae. Gene Ontology annotation, molecular function: heme binding; monooxygenase activity; iron ion binding. The record is from RefSeq and is a predicted model, not a curated record.
UUGAAUAGUGGAAACUAUAAAGCAUGCCGCGUGUUGAAUGGUGACAGCAUGCAAUCAAAUGCCUCAGGACUCUUAUAUCUUCAUCUUUCCGCUGUAAUCUCUAUCCACAAACACUGAAAGAAAUGGUAGCAGCAUUCGCCACAAUUCUGAUACUCAUUCUCAUACUUGUUCUGAUAUCUGCAUGGAAGGUGCUGAACUGGCUAUGGCUGAGACCAAAGAGACUCGAAAGGCUUCUGAGAGAGCAAGGCCUUCAUGGCAACCCUUACAAGCUUUUGGUUGGAGACAUGAAGGAGCUUCUCAAGAUGCGAAAGGAAGCCUUAUCCAAACCCAUGAAUCUCUCCGAUGACUUAGUGCCACGUGUGUUUUCUUAUUUCCAACACAGUCUAAACAAGCAUGGAAAAAAUUCUUUUGUCUGGUUUGGACCAAUGCCUAGGGUGACCCUCACAGAUCCUGAGCAAAUGAAAGAUGCACUCAACAAGAUUUAUGACUUCACAAAGCCUAAUAUGAAUCCACAAGUCAGGUUACUAGCUCCUGGUCUUGUAAGCCAUGAGGGAGAAAAGUGGAGCAUGCACAGAAAGAUAAUCAACCCUGCAUUCAAUUUAGAAAAGUUGAAGAAUAUGUUACCAUUAUUCACCAAAUGUUGCGAUGAUCUGAUUAGCAAAUGGGAGGGAAUGUUGUCUUCAGACGAAUCAUGUGAAAUGGACGUAUGGCCUUUCUUUCAGAAUUUGGCUAGCGAUGUUAUUUCUCGAACUUCAUUUGGAAGUAGUUAUGAAGAAGGAAGAAGAAUAUUUCAACUUCUAAAAGAGCAAGUUGAUCUUACCAUGAAAGUUAUAUUCAGAGUUUACAUACCUGGUUGGAGGUUUGUACCUACUCCUAUCCAUAGAAGGAUGAAAGAAAUUGACAGAGAUAUAAAAGCUUCGCUUAAGGAUAUUAUUAACAAGAGAGAGAAAGCACUGAAGGAGGGUGAAGCCACUAAAAAUGACUUGUUAGAUAUACUUUUGGAGUCAAAUCACAAGGAAAUUCAAGAACAAGAAAACAAUAAGAAUGUUGGAAUGAAUCUUGAGGAUGUUAUCGAAGAAUGCAAGCUAUUCUACUUUGCUGGGCAGGAAACAACUUCAGUUUUGCUUGUUUGGACAACAAUAUUAUUAAGUAGGUACCCUGAUUGGCAAGCACGUGCAAGGGAGGAAAUUUUACAAGUUUUUGGUGACAGAAAACCAGAUUAUGAUGGCCUAAGCCACCUCAAGAUUGUUACCAUGAUUUUGUACGAGGUUCUUAGGUUAUAUCCACCAGUAGUUGCUCUUGCUAGAAAAGUUGACAAAGAUGUGAAACUUGGAAACAUAUCAUUACCGGCUGGAGUGCAAGUUUUCUUACCAAUAAUUUUGUUCCACCAUGACUGUGAAUUGUGGGGUGAUGAUGCUAAGGAGUUCAAUCCCGAGAGAUUUUCUGAAGGAGUUCUAAAGGCCACAAAGGGAAGAGCUUCAUUUUUUCCCUUUGGAGGGGGUCCUAGAAUAUGCAUUGGACAAAACUUUUCCUUGUUGGAAGCCAAGAUUGCUCUGGCAAUGAUUUUACAUCGUUUCUCUUUUGAACUUUCUCCAACCUAUACUCAUGCUCCAUUUACAGCAAUUACUCUUCAGCCCCAACAUGGUGCCCAUGUCAUUCUACGGAAGGUGGACAUAUAAACAAAUAAUAAGCUUUGUUUGGAUUAUAUCAUAAUAAUUAGAUGUGGACUUGCACAUAUGUGGGGUACAUGAAUAAACUAUUUAAAUUAAUAGAAAUUAAGAAGUAUGUUAAAAUAUACUGUUUUAUA